This is a messenger RNA of Sebastes umbrosus (honeycomb rockfish), 6125 nucleotides long. RefSeq names its product sorting nexin 27a (gene snx27a). The record is from RefSeq and is a predicted model, not a curated record. The transcript has 13 exons. Gene Ontology annotation, biological process: intracellular protein transport; signal transduction. Bases 188 to 1930 code for a protein of 580 amino acids. Gene Ontology annotation, molecular function: protein binding; phosphatidylinositol-3-phosphate binding. Lineage: Eukaryota; Metazoa; Chordata; Actinopteri; Perciformes; Sebastidae. Gene Ontology annotation, cellular component: early endosome.
ACGCUCCCACAGAGGGGCGGGUUAUCAACAACGGCUCCGUGUCUGUGUCGGUGUCGGUGGAAGGAAGCUAACGUUACGUUACCGGAGGGGGGACAGAGACAGAGAGCUCAGAGUGUUGUUUUGAAUUCACGAUAAGACACCGACUCUAGAAGAGAAGCGGGGCCAGAACAGGGCCUUGUGGGAGAACAUGGCGGAUGUAGAAGACGAUGAAACUCGGUCGGCUCCUCACACUUCUUCUUCUUCAUCCCGUAACGGUCCGGCGGUUGGUGUCGGUGUCGGUGUCGGUGUCGGUUCUACCGCGGGCCAGCAGCAGCAGCAGACCGCGGCAGCAGCUAAUGUGGUGGUGGCAACGUCAGGACCGCGGAUGGUGCGGAUCGUCAAGUCGGAGUCCGGCUACGGCUUCAACGUCCGCGGGCAGGUCAGCGAAGGAGGACAGCUCCGGAGCAUCAACGGAGAGCUGUACGCUCCUCUGCAGCACGUCAGCGCCGUGUUACCGGGCGGAGCGGCGGACCGAGCCGGGAUAGCGAAGGGGGACCGGAUCCUGGAGGUUAAUGGUGUGAGUGUGGAAGGAGCCACCCAUAAGCAGGUGGUGGACCUGAUCCGCGCAGGAGAGAAGGAGCUGGUUCUGGCUGUGCUGUCUGUUCCAGCUCAGGAGGCUGAUGGAUUGGAAGGAGGAGAGGAUGUCCAACCCAACUAUGACUACAGCGACAAGCAGGCAGUGCCCAUUUCCAUUCCCACCUACAAACAUGUAGAGCAGCACUCCGAGAGGUUUGUGGUGUACAACGUGUACAUGUCCGGGAGACAGCUGUGCUCAAAGCGCUACCGGGAGUUUGCCAUCCUGAACCAGAACCUAAAGAGGGAGUUUUCCAAUUUCAACUUCCCAAAGAUUCCCGGUAAAUGGCCCUUCUCCCUGUCCGAACAGCAGCUGGAUGCUCGCCGCAGAGGCCUGGAGGAAUAUCUCGAGCGAGUUUGCUCUGUGCGGAUCAUCGGGGAGAGUGACAUCAUGCAGGAGUUUCUCUCUGAAUCAGAUGAGAACUACAACGGAGUGACGGACGUAGAGCUGCGGAUAGCCCUGCCAGACAAGACCACCAUCUCUGUCAGAGUCCGCAAGAACAGCACCACAGACCAGGUGUACCAGGCAUUAGUGAUGAAGGUUGGAAUGGACAGUAUUAUGGCGAGCUACUUUGCCCUUUUUGAAGUCAUCAACCACUCCUUUGUGCGGAAGCUGGCGCCUAAUGAGUUUCCCCACAAGCUUUAUGUGCAGAAUUACACGUCGGCAGUGCCGGGGACUUGCUUGGCGCUCCGCAAAUGGUUGUUUAGCUUCCAGGAGGAGGAGUUGCUAAGAGAUAACCCGCUGGCACUGCACUACUGCUUUCACCAGGCAUUGGAAGAUGUGAAGAAGGGAUUCAUAAAAACAGAGGACAAAUCCUACCAGCUGCAGAAGCUGGCAGAGCAGCGCAAGAUGGCCACGUACCUGAGUCUGUUGCGGACAUGUGAGGGCUACAAUGAGGUGGCGUUCCCCCACUGCUCCUGUGACUCCAGGAGGAAGGGACAUGUCAUCACAGCGAUCAGCAUCCAUCACUUCAAGCUGCACGCUUGUACAGAGGACGGCACGCUGGAGAACCAGGUGAUAGCUUUCGAGUGGGCGGAGAUGCAGCGCUGGGACACUGAUGAAGAGGGGAUGGCUUUCUGCUUUGAAUACGCCAGAGGAGAGAAGAAACCUCGCUGGGUCAAGAUCUUCACACCAUAUUUUAACUACAUGCAUGAGUGCUUUGAGCGGGUCUUUUGCGAGCUGAAGUGGAGGAAACAGGUUGAGGAAGAGGCAUCUGACAAAGACAACAAAAACUGCAGUAACAAUGAGUAUCUGCCUCCUCUGGAGACGCAGCAGAAGGGAUGGCGCCACCUAGGGGGUGAGAUCGCAACUUCCUAAAAUCAUAUUGUCAUCACUCGAACUAGAAACUGGUCCACACUUGCAUCAUCACAGCCACCCCAGAGAGCGCCCAUCGACAAACACAGAACCGAGUGAAAGACCAAGGCGAUCCAUGCCCCCCCGCAAAAACAAAAACCGGAAGUGACCGAUUCGGGAAAUUGGAAUAGCCACACUUUUAACCGACCCCAGGGAUUACACGCAGCAAGAAGAGCAAAUGAAGGAAAAAUAGACAAAAGCCAACUUUCAUGUCAUUUACUAGAUCUCCAUAGAGUGUCUGUUUUCCUCCAUGCACCUAUCUGUCCUGUGAUGCGGGGCAGAACACGAGCAGAUUCUCGCCACUGGUUGAGAUGUAACGCUUACAUACGGCGUGUGACUGGACAGGGUCACCACAGCGCCGCGGCACCAUUUGCGCAAAGGGAGCACCUCGAUGAAUCCUUGACGAGGCCACUGGACGAGGAUAGGAUUGUCGAACACGACCGGCUCGGCCCAGAGCCUCCAGCGUGGCCCCUCGUCUGAUGAACUGAGCCGAGAUGAAAAUAAGAAUGGAGAGAUUCAGAAAAACUGGGUUUUCACCUCUUCAACAGUUAGUGAUACAAAAAGAAAGCAAAGUCAUGCUUUCCACCGAUGAUGGACAUUAACACAAAAUGAUGUUUUCUAUCCGUAAAGUCAGAAGUAUUCUGUCUUUGUCAGAAAACAUAGGCGACACAAAUGUAUCUGAAAAAGGAUUUUGGGUUCAUAAUUAUGUGUAUGUUUAACAAUCUUACUUCUGGUAAAAUAUAGAUUAAUUUAAGAGAUAUAAUAAUUGGUUUCUUGAUCUAACACAAUGAAACACUAACUGAAUUGCAUUCAAGCUGCUCUAACAAAUCAGAAUUGUUCACCUUUUGUUCUGGUGUAACCCACAGUACCCACAGAAUGACGUCUGUUGGCCAUUAAUGUCAGUAUGUGUGUUUAUCCCCAUCGCGAGUGUUUUAUUGUGGUGAUUUUGCAGAGCUUGUGAGGUGAGAGAAAGAUGCGUUCUCAUCCUCAGCUCUGCGCAGGGAUGAUUUCUCGAACAAAUGGUUGACGGGCCAAAUGUUUUUGAAAUGGCACACAUCCUGACAGACGGAUUGUGAAUAUAAAAUAAAGACAGGACAGGAGGGUUUUGUCUGUCGAGCUGCAGUUUUCAGAACAGGCAGCAGAGAGCAGCAGAGCGCAAGACACAUUUAAUUAUAGUCUCUGAGAAGAAAUAUCUUCUCAGCUUCUUAAAAGAGUGAUCCCUCGGGCUCUGUAACUCACCCAAAAGUAUCUCCGCAGUUUGUCCAUUAACCACGUCAGGAGGACAGAUGGUGUGUGUGCGCGUAUGUGUGUGUCGUACAGAGUAGAUGGUGCAUAAAGUUGUGUAACUGCAACCAGCAUACAUAGCAAUGCAGGCAGCCGUCUGCCUCUUACUGCACCUAAAUUGGUACAGUAUUAGUCGUGUGUGUGUGCGCACAUGACGUAUGAUUACAUGACAGUUUUACAAUUUACACAGAUUUCUGUUUUAGAGCAGCAUUUCAGUUUCUUUUCACAUUAUUUUUUUCUCUUUGUAGAUGUUUUGAAAACAUUUGUGUCUCACUUUAAGUGUGUAGAAAGCAGGUUUACAUGCUGACAAAAUCUUCUGAUUGGAGACAUGGUGCGUUAAAUGUGCUGAUUUCACCUGAAUGCAAUAGAGUUUUGUUUAUCCCACUAAUAACGGCUAGUAGUAGUUUAUCUCGACUGACUCAUUACUGACUCAUUCUUGAGCUUCACUCGCUGUCGGGCAGCGACAAAAAAACUGAAAGAGAGUGAUGUUGGUUUAUUUUUAAUCCCACUGACCUAGAGCACAAGUUCAAGUUCCACUUUAGUUAAAGUAUAUAUUUUCUUUUUUACAGUUGAGCUCUGCUCUCGGUUCAACAAAAUGUUUAAUUCAUGCCUACGUUUAGUCAUAAUUUGCUUCCCGCCAGUUACCUUGGAGCUACGCUUGUUAGUGUGUGUGUGUGUAUGCGUGCUGUUUGCGUGCGUGCGCGUGUCCUCUAUGUUUAUCAUUGACAUUGCUGAUAAGCUUUUAGGCUCUGAUUGGACGUGUCUGAUGAGCUGCUGGUGUGAGAGCCAGCGAAUGAAGAUGGGGUUUUGUAUCUGUACGACAGCAGAGACACCAGACAGAUGGAGACAAAUGGGAGGCGUCUCCUGUUGUCUCGCUAAACAUUCACAGACGCUCACAUGCUUUUUUCAGCACAGAAAACACACACACUCAUCCCUGUCUCCCUGCGACUCCGUUUGUUGUUUGAAAAUCGCAAUAUAUUUUUUAUUUGUCAUCCAGCCUCUGAGGACAGGCCUCGGUUUUACAACAGCAAUACAUAGGUGUGUUUUACACACACACACACACACACACACACACACACCACAGAUAGCUGGAUUGUGAAGAAACUGCAAUGUGCAGAUUGCUGGAUGGUCAUUCUGACAGCCAGAGUAAUGGCCAAUUUAGAGAUGGAUGACAUAAGAAUUGGAGCUGUUCAACCAUGAUGAUGAUUUUUUUUUCUGUAUAAGAUGUAGAGGGAGAGGCAGAUAGAGGUGGUGCGACUGUGUGUUGGCUUUUCUGUCCUAUGCUCGUACUCUCUCCAGGUUGGCCUCCCGUCAUCACAGGGGGAUGCGGUUGCCGUGGCAGCACCACGUUGGCUCAACACGCUCAGUGUUCCUUUGAUUCCUGUCAGCCAACUGACUCACUCCUCCCAAUAUUGUAUUCAAAGCAGUGUUUUUUUGUGUUUGAUGUUUGUUCUCUGUCCCCGUGGCUCAUGCUGCUGUGAAUAGGCUUUUAGAAAGCUGCUGUUUUGUUUUUUUAAUAUAUUUUCGUGUUUCGGUUCGUCUCGUCCGCGCCAGGUGCCAUCUUCCGCUCAGUCUCAGUCACAGGCAGGUGCACAUACCAUCAGUCUUCGUCCGUGUCCGCCAUCGGUGAGAUAAAUGUCAUUGUAACAGUGUUUAGGUGAAAGCAGAGAGAUGACAGGAAUGUUAUGAAGCACGUCUUUGUACGGUCGGCCCGUGUUUGUUCGUCAGUGUGCGCUGUGCUGUGGGCCACCUGUGUUUGUGUUUGAGAUGCUGGAAAGCCUUGGCUUGCAACUGAAUGAUUAUUUACAUAACGAGGGUUGAAUUAUUCCACACAGGACUUAACAGAUAGAAUAAUGUUUGGAUGGUACAGGAAACAUGGUGGCAGUAGAAUAAAAAAAAAUGAACUUGUCCAUGUGUGGACCGCAUGUGAGGCUCAGGAAGUUAGUGUUCAUCACAACCCGCCACUGCUCGUCUGAAUGAUGCUGUUGCUAUAGUAACACAUUGUUGGAAUUCUCGUGCCAAAUCAGCACUGAUUUCCAUCACAUCAUUCAGAGGCAGAUAUUGUGUAAGAUAUUUUUCUGUUCAUUCGAAUUCUACAGCAUUUCAGAGUCCAGUGUUGGAAGAGGCAUUUAUGAGUCUUUCCUUUUGACACUGUAGGUUCAGUCAGAGCCGCUACGUUAGUCUCAUCAUCAGCGCUUUUUGUGUAGACGUGAUGUCCGUCGACCUUUGGAAACACACACACACACACACCCGGCUCGGAGGACAUUAGCUGCUGGUUUUCCCAUUUCAGCUGACGGGUCCUAUGUGACUAACAUGAAGGGUGGAUGUAAGUGCAGUUUUAAUAAGUGUUAGCCUCCGUGUAAUUAAUUUCUGUCCAUUGCUUUGAAACACGGGGCUUUUCCACGGCAAGUAGGCAGCAACGUUAAUUAAACAACCUAAGCCUCGUUUGUCUGUCUUCAGCAUAACCUUGUAAAUAGUUGUUUUAAAAAUAGAAAAAGAGAAUAUCUCUUGGACAAAAUGCACUCUUGUUUCUCCAACUCAAAAACUUUUAUUUAUUUAAACAGAAAUUAUAAAGAUUGGGGAAAUGAUGGUGUUCAACGCUAGAGCCACUGUUGAUCAUUAAUUUUGUGCGUGGGGAACGGCUGUGUGGAGGAUUAACUAACUACACAAUGAAACAAGCUGUUUAAAAGAGAUCUAAAAACAUCAAAUAACAGCUGAUGCAGGCUACAAAAUGGAAAGUUUUAUAUCUAAAAAAAAAAAAACACAUGAAGGUUUACUAACCAAUAUAAGAAAAAGGAAAAAAAGGUUUGAAAAUGUUGUGUAGAGUAAUAAAUUGUAACAAUAUUUUAAAUAAAGUUAUAUAUUGGGAACAAAA